This is a messenger RNA of Fopius arisanus, 4207 nucleotides long. RefSeq names its product ER degradation enhancer, mannosidase alpha-like 2 (gene Edem2). NCBI's taxonomy places the organism in Eukaryota, Metazoa, Arthropoda, Insecta, Hymenoptera, Braconidae. Gene Ontology annotation, cellular component: endoplasmic reticulum; membrane. Gene Ontology annotation, molecular function: mannosyl-oligosaccharide 1,2-alpha-mannosidase activity; calcium ion binding. The record is from RefSeq and is a predicted model, not a curated record. The transcript is spliced from 4 exons. The coding region runs from base 585 to 3641 and encodes 1018 amino acids. Gene Ontology annotation, biological process: endoplasmic reticulum mannose trimming; carbohydrate metabolic process; mannose trimming involved in glycoprotein ERAD pathway.
CGUCCUCGUCGUGAGUCCUGGGUAACGCCAAGAGCUGGUGGAAAUUGAUUUCUCCUUCAUUAAUCCGCUUAAUUAGGGAAAAAUCAAUUCUCCUUAAGUGAUCAUUAGAAUCUAUUGUGAUUAAAUUUCGCGAGAGACAAGCAGCAGUUCAUGUGAAAGUGGAAGUGCAAAUACAAGUGAAAAGUGGAGGACAAAGUGCGUGAUCGAGAUGAGAAUGAGAGAAUAUCAGGGGCUAGAGAUCAUGUAGAGAAUUAGAAUUGAUUGUAUUAUUUGAAUUUCGCGAAAGUCAUGCGACAAUUCAAGUCGAAUCGGAAGUACAUACGCGAGUGAAAAUAAAUGGACGAGUGUAAAAGUGCAAGUGAUAGUGAAAAGGACUAAAUAAAGAACAGAGUGCUGGAUGGAGACGAGGAUUGGAGCAGUCCAGGAGAUGGAGACGAGGAUCGGAGCAGUCCAGGAGAUGGAGAUCAUGCUGAGAAUUCUGCAACCGAAGGAGAAAACAAUUCCAAGUCCGACGUGAUAAAUAAUGCGCAAAACUGGAAGAAUAAGAUCUUGACAAAUCCUGAAAAUACAAGCUGCCGUCUGAGAUGGCGAGGGAAUUAUUUCUACUGGGUGUUCUGGUGGUGGGACAAGUUGCUCGGUGCUCGUUGGGAUUGAAUGAGGAUCAUGUCGAGUACAUGAGCAGAGAUGAGCAGGAAUCCCUCAAGGAAGAGACACGUGACAUGUUUUAUCACGCUUACAACGCGUACAUGGAUAACGCUUAUCCUGCUGAUGAGUUGAUGCCACUGAGCUGCAAGGGUAGAUAUCGAGGAUCCGAGCCGGACAGGGGAGACAUUGACUCAACUCUUGGGAACUUCUCCUUGACUCUCGUUGACACUCUGGACACUCUGGUAGUCCUUGGGGACUUGGGGGAAUUUGAAAAUGCUGUGAAACUAGUUAUUAAGGAUGUCUCCUUCGACACUGAUGUGAUCGUUUCGUUAUUCGAAACUAAUAUUCGAAUGCUGGGGGGUUUGCUGAGUGGUCACAUCCUCGCUGAAUACCUUCAGACACGAGCAGACAUAAUGCCCUGGUACAGAGGUGAACUCCUGAAGAUGGCAAAAGACUUGGGAUACAAAUUUCUGCCAGCAUUCAAUACAACAACUGGCAUUCCGUACGGUAGAAUAAAUUUGAGACACGGUAUGAAGGGAGUACCAGGAGAAAUGUGCCGUGAAACAUGUACAGCAUGUGCUGGCUCAAUGAUCCUCGAGAUGGCUGCCCUAUCUCGAUUAACUGGCGAGUACAUAUUCGAGGAGAAAGCGCAAAAAGCCAUGGAUGCACUUUGGCGAAUGCGUCACAGAGGCACUGACCUGAUGGGUUCUGUCCUGAAUGUACACUCAGGUGAUUGGGUGAGACGGGAUUCUGGUGUGGGAGCUGGAAUCGAUUCCUACUACGAGUACUGCCUCAAGGCCUAUAUAUUACUUGGAGAUGAGAAAUACUUGGGGCGUUUCAAUCGUCAUUACGAGGCAAUCAUGAAGUACGUGAGUCAGGGUCCAAUGCUCCUUGAUGUGCACAUGCACAGGCCAAACACAAACUCCAAGAACUUCAUGGACGCCCUGCUGGCCUUCUGGCCAGGUCUUCAGGUACUCAAGGGUGACAUAAAACCAGCAGUGGAGACCCAUGAGAUGCUCUACCAGGUGAUGCAACGCCAUAAUUUUAUACCUGAGGCUUUUACCACAGACUUUCAGGUCCACUGGGGCCACCAUCCACUGCGUCCUGAAUUCCUGGAGUCAACGUACUUCCUGUAUCGUGCCACUGGUGAUCAUUACUACCUGGGGGUAGGUCGUAAAGUCCUCAGGAGUCUUCAGACGUAUGCCAGGGUGCCUUGUGGUUAUGCAGCAGUAUCUGACGUGCGAACGAACAAGCACGACGACACAAUGGACUCAUUCGUUUUAUCUGAGACCUUCAAGUACCUCUUCCUCCUGUUUGCCGAGCCCAACGAUCUCGUUCUGGAUCUCGACGAGUUUAUAUUUACAACCGAGGGACACCUUUUGCCCCUAACUCUUGCUGCAGUACGUCCCAAUGUCUCGUCAGAGAUGGAUGUGGAUGUUCAGGUGCAGGAAUUGGACAGAACAUGUCCCAACAGUCUCCACUUGUUUCCAGCAUCUGUGAGGCAACCCCUCAGGAACAUGGUGGAGGACGUCUGUCCCAGGAGAAUUAUCAAGAGGCGACUCAGUGCUUCGCAGUUUCAGGCAAAUAAUCUCGACCACCUCAAGAUCCUAUCCAACAUGGGUAUCACCAUUCUCACUUCUGCUGAUGGCCGAAUUCAAUUGCUUCACACCUUUUCUAAUGCCAGGACUGUUCAGGAUGCUGAGGAGGGGCUUAUGUUUAUGCAGGAAAUGGUGGAACUCAGUCGAAGACAGGCGCAAGACGAGGGAGUGAGACCUCAGACGGUAACUCUGAUCAGGGAGGGCAAGGAGAUGAGUUUUGUCGGUGGUCCUGCCCAGUUUGGGCCCAAAUUGAGGGGAGAAAAGAAAAUCAUCGGGAAACCUGUGCUUGCUGAACCAUCUAAGGCGUGCUCGGAGAUCACUAAUGCCAGAAUGAUACAAGGAAAUAUUGCUCUCGUCUCCAGGGGCAAUUGCAUGUUCGUGGAGAAGGCUAGGCUGGUGCAAAAGGCUGGAGCCAUUGCUGGAAUUGUUCUGGAUAAUACCAUGGGGUCGAGUGCUGAGGGCUCUUCCAUGUUCUCCAUGUCUGGGGAUGGCAGUGCAGAGGGUGACGUCAAAAUUCCUUUCGUUUUUUUGUUCAAUGUUGAAGCCAGUGAGCUUGUCAGGGCUGUCAUUGGCAGCGAGAACGAUGUCAUCGUGACAAUAGGGGACUACGUAGGUGAUGAAAGUCAAUUAAAAUCUCCAGUGGACGAUCAAUCGAUGUUCGAGAGACUGAAAACUUCAGUCAAGGAAUUUCUCUCUCGACCGGUGUCCACUCAGAAGACAGGUGCUGUGGUAUCGUCUAUUCCGAGUCCUCAGGAGCCCUCUGAGGAUGAGGCUGUGGUGUUCGAGAAGGGUCACCUGAGGGCCUCGAUUCUGGAGGGAUACCUGGAGACCCCCAAUCUUUUAGUUCGAUUAUCUACACAACCAAGUACUCCACCACUAGUUGUUCCAGUGGACGAGGUGUCGUCGCUGUUUGAGAGAGCCUGGAGGGCAGUGAAGCAAAUUCUUGUGAAUCAAAUUCACGCGAGUACCAAAAAUCCACCGAACGAGGUGAUACCCCUCAGCCAGAUGAGAGUUUACUACGAUUGGCUAGCGAAGGAGAGGAAGAAUAAGGAGUCAGCAUCCAGCGAGGAUCUCUCACCCCUCAUGAUUAUCAACUGGUUUGUCACUGAACUCAGUGACACUGUUCCCAACCUGGACAUUCCUGGACAUGGAGAUACUCAUCGAGCUCGUGGAGUCUUUCACGGCUUAUGGACAUCUCCUGGAGAACAUUCAGGAUACUCUGAAGAGCCUCAAUACAGAGCUAAAGAAGGUCUCGAAGAGGAAGGAGGAGGAGAGAAGGUAUUAAAGGAGACCAAAGGGAAAGACAGGAAAAAUAGUGGUGAGGUACAGGUGGUCGAGGGUGAAGAGGAAACGAGAGAAAAUCGUGAAAACGUUGAAGAGAAGAAAGACGAACUUUAAUGGCUAGUGUUUUAACGUUUUUCUACGGUUUUUAUGUCGAUGAUUGGUGAUUAUUUAUUAUUAAUUAAUUAUUUGAUUUUUGAGUGCAAGGGCUUUUCAGUUAUCGCGAGUCUAUGUACAUGCAUUUGAUUUUAUUUUGAAAUGUAGGUAGGGAAAUUGUGGUGUACAGAGAAUUUAAAUUCAAUCAGUGUAAAUAACGAUUUAUAUCGAAUAUGUGAAACUGAUAAAUCAUUGCCAUUAAUCUACGACUGUCGACGUAAUUAUAGCUCGUAUAUUUUUUUAUUUGCAGAGGAAAUGGUCUGUAAAUAAUUGAGAAUAAUUAUCUUGUCUACCAUUAGGUGGUUGAGUGCAAUCAGGGGAUGGGGUUGAUGUUGAAGUUGUCUUUUUACGGACAAUUGAUGUAUUCAUGUGUACAAAAUGAAGAUUGCAGGGGUGUCGUGUUAAAUGGUCAGUUCACAGCUUAGGGUACUUACACGGCUGAUUGCUUGAGAAUGUAUUUUUUGUUUAAAUUUACAUUGAAUUUCCAGUUUUUGGCAUUGAAAUUUCAAUCGAGUGACAGCUCUGCU